CUUGGCCUGGAGUUUUGUGAAGUACUAGGUUGCUUUAUGGAAGAAGGCUGCUCUCAUUUAGGCUGAAACCGCUGGAUUCAGACUUGUUGAUGGUCAUCGAGCUGAUCCAGAGGGGGCCAAGCUGGCAAAGGCGCGGAUCAAGAGAACUGUGAAAAGGAAAGAGAGUUUCUCCCCGUCGGGCUGAGUAAACAGACAAAGGAUUUUACGACAAAGUUGGAGGGACGAGAGUUAAAGAAACUUUCCAGGUUGUUCUUUUGUUGUUUUGCUAGUUUUAAGGAAACGUGGAGAGAAAACCCGGCCACCAUCUGAGGGGGCAGGAGGAAGAGUUUCGAGACUUCUUCUCUCUUUAGAAUGAAGUUGGAAACACAACCCCCAGGCUAUCAGUGGAGUUUUGCAAGAGGACAAUGUGUAUGAGAACAUGCAGGAAUCACAGGAAGUCCCCAUGUCCAGCCACCUUGACGAAGUCGUUGCUGCUGUCAGCGUCACUUCUAAAAAGAGGACCCCCAACAAGCUGCCUCAGACAGCACUGUUCCAGCCCCCUCGAGAGAAACUCCACCUGUGCGAAGAGAGAGCAAAGUCCUACUCCAACAGCCAUGAGUACAAACAGGCCAUCCAGGAGCUUGUGCGCUGUGUGGCAUUGACAAGAAUUUGCUAUGGUGACUCACACUGGAAACUAGCAGAAGCCUACAUUAAUCUGGCUCAAGGCUACCUCCAGCUGAAAGGGCUGUCACUACAAGCAAAGCAACAUGCCGAAAAAGCCAAAGAAAUCCUGGCCAGCUCCAUUGAGAAUCCCUAUCACGACAAUACAGCCAUCUUCAAGUGUUCCAUAGAGCUUUUCUAUACCAUGGGCAGAGCCCUGCUCGCCCUUCAGAAAUUUAAAGAAGCCUCCGAGAACUUGAUAAAAGCUGAGAAACUUUCCAAGGAGAUGCUGCAGUGUGGGAACAUUAUAAAGGAGGAGUGGGUAGAAAUCCAAGCGCGGAUCAAGUUGUCCUUUGCACAGCUGUAUCAAGGUCAGAAAAGAUCAAAAGAAGCUUUGCCCUUCUAUCAAAAGGCUUUGGAGUAUACUGAGACCGUCAGAGAUGAAAAAAGUCUCGACUGUGUACCAGUCCUAAGGGAACUGGCAGGCGUGGAGCAAGCCCUGGGAUUCCACGAUGCUGCUGUCAAUCAUUUCUCACAGGCACAUCUCAUCGUCCUGAGUAAAAAUCCCUCCCCAGAGGAGGCCGCAGACUCUGCACACUUUAUUGCCCGGGCUGCUGUUGCUUCUGGGAAGCAGGACCACCACGCUAACAUGAGAGAAGGCCAUAGCUACAACCAUGAAAACCAGCAUGAGGUGCUUAAUAAACAUGUGGCCGAGCAGUAUUUUCAGGAAAGCAUGACUCAUAUGAAGGAUUCCGAAGGAGCAGGAAGAACCAAGUUCCUUUCGAUUCAAGAUGAAUUUUGCAAUUUUCUGCAAAUCACUGGACAAAAAGAAAGAGCAACCAUGAUCCUGAGAGAGUCCCUGGAAGCCAAAGUAGGAGCAUUUGGUGACUUCAGUCCUGAGGUGGCAGAAACAUACCGGGUCCUGGGCAGGGCAGAGCUGGCACAGGGCAACCACAACGGAGCAUACACGAAACUGAAGAAGGGACUUAGGGGCCAGGGAGAAGAGAUCUCAAGCACCAAAGAGUGUGUUCAGAUUGAGACGUUCUUAUAUGGAUCGCAGGACAAGAGGACCCUGGCCACCCAGCAGACCAUAGACACACUGUCCAAGAUCUCUGAGGCUGCCCCCAAGCCAAGGCAAACCCUGAAAGCCAAGGCAGCAUUCUGCACCAGUGUUCCUCAGUACACUGUGCCGGGGAAGGCCAGGCACAGUGUGGCAGACUGAUUCCACCCCACCCCGCCCCCGCCGCCACAAUGUGCCCCAAAGAAAGCUUUCAGAAAGACUUGGCACUGCCUUUAGGAUGCUCUCCAACUAGAAGGUGGAAUUUAUCAGUCACUGCAGAUUUUUAAGGCUGUUUGCUCUAGCAUGCCACAGCCGUACCAUGAAUCGUCCGCGUCUCCACUGUGGACGGACGGCCUUCAGGGUGAUCUGGUGCCUUGGUUAUUUUUAUUUGUAUCACUUUGGUUGUUUCUCUCACCAAGGAGAAUUUCCUGUCAUCUCUCCUGUGCCUGACUGCUCCAGAGGUGGGGCUUCCCUGCAGGAGAGAGACUGCCGCUGAUGGCAGGCAGAACCGCCCCUGGAGCAGGGAGACUGCACACAGCCUUCCUUGUAGGAAACUAAUAGGAACUGAGAAGAAAGACCAAUAAAGAGAAACUUUUAUUCUU
Molecule: messenger RNA, 2301 nt
Organism: Peromyscus maniculatus bairdii (prairie deer mouse)
Lineage: Eukaryota; Metazoa; Chordata; Mammalia; Rodentia; Cricetidae
Gene: Ttc23
Product: tetratricopeptide repeat domain 23
Molecular function (GO): protein binding
Source: RefSeq, a predicted model, not a curated record